This is a messenger RNA of Owenia fusiformis, 1302 nucleotides long. Lineage: Eukaryota; Metazoa; Annelida; Polychaeta; Sabellida; Oweniidae. The record is from the annotation of a GenBank genome assembly.
CGUAUAUGUUGUCUGUCUAAGUCAUGUGACUAAUUCAAAAUGGUGGCCAAAAUUUUCUGAAAACAAACUUUUCCAAUAAUCUGACGCGUAUUCCCUAUUCAUCGAUAAUUCAUAUAUUAUUAGGAAUCUAACUAAGAAAUAACCAUGAGUGAAUUUUGGUUGAUAUCCGCCCCAGGCGAUAAAACCUGCCAAAUGACAUGGGAUCGAAUGAACAUGGCUACUACAAAACAGAACAACCUUUCCCUCAACACAAAAUUCCAUAUGCCAGAUUUGAAAGUUGGGACAUUAGAUGUUCUUGUUGGUCUAUCCGAUGACCUUGGUAAACUAGACACCUACUGUGAAGGUAUUGCUAGAAAGGUAUCUGCUUACCUUGGAGACGUUCUUGAAGAAAAUAAAGAUAAACUACAAGAAAAUCUUCUAGCAAAUGGAAUGGAUCUAGCAACUUACCUGACUCGCUUCCAAUGGGACAUGGCCAAGUACCCAAUAAAGCAGUCGUUAAAGAACAUAUGUGAUAUCAUAAGCAAGCAAGUCAACCAAAUAGACCAAGAUUUAAAACAGAAGGCUAGUGCAUAUAAUAACCUAAAGGGCAACCUGCAAUCGCUGGAGAGGAAGGCUACUGGUAACCUACUCACCAGGAAUCUGGGGGACCUCGUCAAGAAAGAAGACUUCGUACUUGGCUCUGAGUACCUAACUACACUCCUCGUUGUCAUUCCUAAAAUGAACGUAGAUGAUUGGUUCAAUUGUUAUGAGAAACUAACAGACAUGGUGGUACCAAAGUCAUCCAGGAUUGUCUUUGAAGAUAAUGAGAGUGCUUUGCUGAAUGUGACUUUGUUUACAAGAGUUGUGGAUGAAUUCAAGCACCACUGUCGGGAGAAAAAAUUCAUUGUGCGUGACUUUGUCUAUAACGAGGAAGAACUGGCUGCUGGGAAAAAUGAACUCACCAAAUUAGCCUCCGAUAAAAAGAAGUCAUUUGGUCCAUUAGUUCGCUGGCUUAAGGUCAAUUUCAGUGAGGCAUUUACUGCCUGGAUACAUGUUAAAGCACUCAGAGUUUUUGUAGAGUCAGUAUUAAGGUAUGGUCUGCCUGUGAACUUCCAAGCCAUGUUACUGAGGCCCCACAAGAAAAGUCAGAAGAGACUUCGUGAAGUGCUCACACAGCUUUACAGUCACUUGGACAACUCUGCAUACUCAGCUGUGGGACUAGAGGGCACUAUGGAUAUCCCUGGUCUGAACAUGAUCCAAGGCGACUAUUACCCCUAUGUCUACUACAAACUCAAUAUAGACAUGUUAGAGAGCAAAUUCUAG